This is a messenger RNA of Phoenix dactylifera (date palm), 2574 nucleotides long. It is a transcript of the gene ABCB26, whose product is annotated as transporter associated with antigen processing protein 1. The record is from RefSeq and is a predicted model, not a curated record. Gene Ontology annotation, molecular function: ABC-type oligopeptide transporter activity; ATP binding; ATP hydrolysis activity. Gene Ontology annotation, biological process: transmembrane transport. Lineage: Eukaryota; Viridiplantae; Streptophyta; Magnoliopsida; Arecales; Arecaceae. Gene Ontology annotation, cellular component: membrane.
CACGAAACUCGCCUAAUUUCCAAGAAAACGGCAUGGGGCUCAAAUAAUUCUUCACCAAGAAGAUUGGGGUGCAAGAAGGCGCCGAUCCCCCAAAUCCAUUUCAACUUCCAGGAUUACGAUUUCCGGUAGGCGCCAUGGUUCUGGCGGCCGCUCCUACCACCAUAGGCCCCAGAAUCCGCUGCCGCUUCUCCUUCUUCUCCCCUCGAAAGCCUCUUCCUUUACCCACCACCACCGUCAAGAAAUUCUCCUCUUCCCCUCCUCCCCCAUUCCUUCUUCUCUCCGGCCACCGAGCCCUCAAACUCUCUCCUCUCAAAGCGUCCUCUUCCUCCUUCAAUGGCUUCGCUCACCCGCAGAAUAUUGGAACGAAAACCGGGAAUUUCGAUGCGGAGAGCAGCGAGACGGGGUUUCGUGAGAGGUUGGUGUCCGGUCUUGUGAUUCUUCGCUCCUUCUUGCCCGGUGGAAGCUGGUGGAAUCUUGAACUGGAAGAAGAAGAAGGAAGAGGUGGAGAGGAAGCAAAAAGUGAUAGAAAGAAGGGUGUGUCGGUGAUUGGUGCUCUUCGGCGAAUGUGGAUGCUGGUGGCCAACGAUAGAUGGGUUAUCUUUUUGGCGUUCACUUGCCUAAUGAUUGCUGCGCUUUCAGAGAUAUCGAUACCGCAUUUCUUAGCAGCAUCGAUCUUUUCUGCACAAAGUGGCGAAAGCAUGAUAUUCUAUAGAAAUGCAAGGCUGCUAGUGCUGUUGUGUUUUGCAUCUGGAAUAUGCAGUGGUUUACGAAGUUGCUGUUUUGGCAUUGCUAACAUGAUAUUGGUUAGGAGAAUGAGAGAAAAGCUCUAUGAUGCUCUCCUUCUUCAGGAUAUUUCCUUUUUCGACGAGGAAACAGUCGGUGAUUUGACUAGUAGACUUGGGGCAGAUUGUCAGCAAGUAUCUCGUGUCUUUGGCACUGAUCUUAAUAUGAUAGCACGCAAUGUAGUUCAGGGCACAGGUGCAUUAAUAUAUUUGUUUAUUUUAUCCUGGCCUCUUGCAUUGUCUACACUGGUGAUCUGCUCAGCCUUGGCAACAAUAAUGCUCAUUCAUGGCCAGUACCAGAAAAAAGCGGCAAAAUUAAGCCAAGAGCUUACUGCAUGCGCUAAUGAAGUUGCACAAGAGACAUUUUCUUUGGUGAGGACAGUCCGAGCAUAUGGAAUGGAGAAGCAUGAAUUUGGACGAUACAUAAAAUGGCUGGGGCUCCUGUCUAAUGUAUACUUGCGCCAAAGCAUGGCUUUUGGGUUUUGGAGUUCAAGCUUCAACUUUCUCUAUCAUUCAACCCAGGUUAUUGCUGUGCUUAUAGGAGGAAUAUCUAUCAUAUCUGGUCGUAUAACGGCAGAACAACUGACCAAGUUCAUACUAUACUCUGAGUGGUUGAUUUAUUCAACAUGGUGGGUGGGAGACAACUGGUCUUCGCUAAUGCAGUCCAUUGGAGCAAGCGAAAAGGUCUUUCUAUUAAUGGAUCUAUUACCUAGCAACCAGUUCUUAUCCCCAGGGCGGAGAUUACAAAAGCUGGAAGGGCAUGUAGACUUCGUCAAUAUAUCAUUUCGUUAUCCUUCAAGGUUAAUGGUACCUGUUUUGCGGCAAGUAAGUCUGUCAGUUCACCCAAAUGAAGUAGUUGCAAUUGCCGGUCUUAGUGGAAGUGGAAAAAGCACUCUUGUCAAUCUUCUUCUUCGUCUUUAUGAACCAACAGAUGGUCAGAUAUUAGUUGAUGGAGUACCUCUAGUAGAACUGGAUAUCAAAUGGCUAAGAGAGAGAAUUGGUUUCGUGGGACAGGAACCACGCCUUUUUCGCAUGGAUGUGAGUUCAAACAUAAAAUAUGGGUGCCCCAGGGAAGUCACUGAUGAAGAAGUGGAAUGGGCUGCGAAGCAGGCAAAUGCUCACGAGUUUAUUUUGUCUCUUCCGAAUGGUUAUGGUACCCUUGUUGAUGAUUCUCUUCUUAGUGGAGGCCAGAAGCAGCGGAUUGCUAUUGCCAGGGCUAUUCUUAGAGAACCCAACAUUUUGAUUCUCGAUGAAGCCACCAGUGCACUUGAUGCAGAGAGUGAACACUAUGUGAAGAGGGUUCUUCGUCUCGUUCAAAAUGGAUCCAAUUUGAGAAGAACUGUUAUCAUCAUAGCGCAUAGGUUAUCUACAAUACAAGCUGCUGACAGAAUAAUCGUAAUGGACAGGGGCAGAAUUGUUGAGAUGGGGGACCAUAUGGAGCUUAUUCAAAAAGAUGGCUUGUACGCACGACUAGCCAAACGGCAAACAGAUGCAUUUGCAUAGUUUUUGAAUUGAUGGAUGUUGGAAAAUUGAUUGCUAUUUGUUCCCCAAAUUUUAUCAGUGGAACAAUACAGCAAUUUGGGAUGAAGGCAUCAUCUGCAGAAUUCGAUCCUCAGAAUGGCACCCAUUCUUUUGUAGCUAAUUAUGAUGGAAUAUAAGCUCACAUUAUUAUGCAAAGGAAAUGGUUCCCCCAUUUUCUUUAGGAGGAGAGGCCAGGCUCCCCUUGUAACAUUCAUAAGAGACUAUUUUAUAUAAAUAUUUAAAUGGAAAAAUAUGACCCGGGUUUCUUUCA